AUGCCUCAGUCUUCCAGGGUUUCGACACGCGACGGACAUGAAUCGCGUCAUCGCCAUUCACAUCAGGAAGGAGGCUCACGGCGCCACCGCGACAAUAGAUCUCAGUCACCAGAUGGAAGCCCGCAGAGACAUUCGGGGGAGCGCAGGAGAAGGUCACCCAGGAGGAGAGACAGGGAGAGGGAGUCUCGAAGGCCGCGCUCCUCCGAUGGGCACCAUGGCUCGUCGAGUCGUGCAAGCAAACAGACGAGCCAAGUGGCAGUAGCGCUGCCGUAUGGGGCCCGGCAGCUUUCAAAGGAUGACCUUGGGGCGUUUGAGGCGCUCUUUGGCGAGUACCUGAGCUUGCAGAAGCAACGGUAUAUCGAGGACAUGGAUGAUCGGGAGGUUCGGGGUCGGUGGAAGAGCUUCGUGGGCAAGUGGAAUCGUGGAGAGCUAGCUGAGGGGUGGUAUGAUCCCGACAUGUUCCAGCGUAUCCUUGAGCGGGAUCCAUUACCCAAGAGACAGCCAGAGCCGCAAGAUGCACCACGGGAACGAGAAGUUGGGCACCGUGACAGCUCUGGGAGCGAGGACGAGGACGAGGAUGAGGACUACGGCCCUGUGCUUCCAGGCGCAUCAGCUAGCAGCCGUCGAGCUGGCGUUGGGAUUCCGACCAAGGAUGAUCUUGCUAUACGCGAUGAGCUUGCCGCGGAAUCUAGAGAGGCUGAUCGAGAAGAACUACGCGCUGCCCGCAAAGCUGACCGGAAGCUGCAAAAGGAGCGUCUCGAAGAGCUGGUCCCUCGCGCCGAGGCGGGCACUCGCGAGCGCAAGCUAGAGAAGCGGCAGGAAGUCAAUGAGAAGAUGCGGUCAUUUCGAGAAAAGAGCCCUGGCGGAGAAGUGCGUGAUAGCGAGCUGAUGGGAGGAGGUGACAGCCUGGAAGAGUACAAGAAGGCAAAGGAGAAGGAGCAGCGGCGGAAAUCGGAGAGGGAGAUUCGACGGGAAGAGAUGGAGAGGGCGAGGAGAGAGGAGAUUGCGGAGAAGAGGAGGGCGUGGCAGGAGAGGGAGGAUGAAACGGUGAGUAUGCUGAGAGAGUUGGCCAGACAGCGGUUUGGGCCUUGA
Molecule: messenger RNA, 1092 nt
Organism: Trichoderma breve
Lineage: Eukaryota; Fungi; Ascomycota; Sordariomycetes; Hypocreales; Hypocreaceae
Exons: 1
Coding region: 1-1092 (363 amino acids)
Source: RefSeq, a predicted model, not a curated record